Messenger RNA from Drepanopeziza brunnea f. sp. 'multigermtubi' MB_m1, 852 nucleotides. RefSeq lists its product as uncharacterized. The record is from RefSeq and is a predicted model, not a curated record. Lineage: Eukaryota; Fungi; Ascomycota; Leotiomycetes; Helotiales; Drepanopezizaceae.
AUGAUCUCUGAAUCCAAAAUCACCGGUGCUGGCUACAUUACCUUGAAUGUCAUCCGGGUCCUCAACAUCAUCUCUCUCCUUCUCGUGGUCGUCGCAAGUUGGAUCAUGCUCGUCAUGACCGUCAAGACUUCAAGUUUCUACUUCUUCGAUGCCGUCUCCCACUUCAUCACCAGCACCGUGGGUCUCUUCCUCAUCGUGUCCGAGCUCACUCUCUUCCGCUCCUACUUCGUCGCCUUCUGGCCCUUGCUCAGUCUCGAGUCUGGCUUCGUCUUUCUCGGCGCGGCCAUGAUGGUCUUGGGCUUCAACACCCUGGGUAACCUCAACAAGGCCGCUACCAGCGUGGAGAACCUGGGUCUGCCCAUGUGGAGAACCGUCAUUGCAUCGGGCAUCCUCACGUCUAUCAUGGGCUUCUCCAAUAUCGUUGCCACCUACGUUUUCUGCGACUCCAAACUUGGCAUCACCGGCCGCCAAGUCCGCAGCCAGGGUGCAUCCAUUCCCAAAGACGCUGGCACCAAGAGCUUCAGUCUCUCCAGCGGCUCCCCUCGGGCCAGCUGCUCCGUCAACCCGAGCCUCCCCAGCUACAACGCCCCGGCCGACCGCCAAAAAUCCCGCUUCUCAUUCCGACUUCCAAUCCGCAGCUCCAGAUUCGAAAUCUCGAGACCCGUGGUGCAAGACCCGGAGCAGUUCGCCAAGUGGGAUGCAUCGCGCAGCUCGCCUAUUGCGCCCGAUGUCCAGCGUCCCCCGACCGCGCUGCACCCGUAUCACCAAGGCGUCGUCAACCCCCCGCCUCCUCCUCCUCCUUCGUCCAGAUACAGCGAGGUCAGCAACAUGACGCGGUUCACCCGGUUCUAG